Alternaria arborescens is the source of this 3057-nucleotide messenger RNA. RefSeq names its product Pro-apoptotic serine protease. The record is from RefSeq and is a predicted model, not a curated record. Gene Ontology annotation, molecular function: serine-type endopeptidase activity; protein binding. The transcript has 2 exons. Lineage: Eukaryota; Fungi; Ascomycota; Dothideomycetes; Pleosporales; Pleosporaceae. Gene Ontology annotation, biological process: proteolysis. Bases 1 to 3057 code for a protein of 1018 amino acids.
AUGGAACAAAAUGGCACAACCAAGCGCAAGCAACCACCAACGUCACCAACAACAGACCGUCCGGUGAAGCAGAUCAAGCCCGAAAUAGACGCACACACCUCCAACGGAGUCAUGUCGCACUCGCCCGACCAGGAAGAGGCCAUGGACGAUGCGCAUAGCGAGUACAGCUCCCACGAGGAGAUUCCAUCAUCGGCGCAUAUCACAGCCGUCACAGGACAGGACACGGCAGAGUGGCAACGAACUAUAGAGAAUGUGGUCAAGAGCGUCGUAUCGAUACACUUCUGUCAGACGUGCUCGUUUGACACAGACCCGGCCAUUAGCUCAGAGGCGACUGGCUUUGUCGUGGAUGCUGAGAAGGGCUACAUCCUCACCAACAGGCAUGUUGUCGGCGCCGGACCUUUCAUCGGCUACUGCAUCUUCGAUAACCACGAGGAAUGCGACGUCCACCCCGUCUACCGCGAUCCUGUCCACGACUUCGGUAUCCUCCGCUUCGACCCCAAGAAGAUCAAGUACAUGCCCGUCACCGCCCUCAAGCUCCGCCCAGACAACGCCAAAGUCGGCGUCGAGAUUCGCGUCGUGGGUAACGAUGCCGGAGAGAAGCUCAGUAUCUUGUCGGGAGUUAUCAGUCGAUUGGAUCGCAAUGCGCCCGAAUACGGCGAGGGCUACUCCGACUUCAACACCAACUACAUUCAGGCUGCAGCUGCAGCGAGUGGAGGAUCCUCGGGCAGUCCCGUAGUAGACCGCGACGGAUUUGCAGUUGCGCUGCAAGCCGGUGGACGUGCUGAUGGUGCCGCGACCGACUACUUCCUGCCCCUGGACCGACCGCUACGCGCUCUCGAGCUUGUCCGCCAAGGCCAGCAUGUAUCUAGAGGCACCAUCCAGACCCAGUGGAUACUGAAGCCCUUCGACGAGUGCCGGAGACUAGGUCUCUCUCCUGCCCUGGAGAAAGAGAUCCGCACUCAGUUCCCCAAGGAGACAGGCAUGCUGGUCGCUGAGGUGGUUCUACCCCAAGGGCCUGCGUCUGCCAAGGUCGAAGAAGGUGAUCUUCUGUUGCGUGUCAACGGAGAGUUGCUUACACAGUUCGUCCGACUUGAUGCCAUUCUUGACGACAACGUUGGCAAGACCAUCUCUGUGACCAUACAGCGUGCUGGGGAGAACAUGGAUGUUGAGCUAGACGUUGGCGAUCUCCAUGCCAUCACCCCUGACAAGUUUGUUUCUGUCGCAGGCGCAUCUUUCCACGACCUCUCAUACCAACAAGCUCGCCUCUACGCCAUCUCGCUGAAAGGCGCGGGUGUGUACGUCUGCGAGGCAGCUGGUUCCUUCAGGUUCGCCGACGGCUACACAUCAGGGUGGUUGAUUCAGGAAGUUGACAACCAGCCGACACCAGACCUUGACACCUUUAUUGAAGUCAUGAAGAAGAUCCCAGACCGUAAGCGAGUGGUUAUGAUGUACAAGCAUCUGCGCGAUCUGCAUACUGCGAACACUAGUAUUACUGCUGUGGACAGGCAUUGGCAUGCAAAGAUUCGGGUAGCAACACGCAAUGACACCACAGGCUUGUGGGACUUCAAACCACUCGCCGAUGCCAUUCCAUCUGUGCCUCCUGUUCCUCGCCGUGCGAACUUCGUCAAGAUGAGCUCAAGCUAUCCUGAGGCUGUAGACAUUGUUCGUAGCUUCGUACGAGUGCAUGUCUCUAUGCCUAUUAAGCUAGAUGGCUUCCCCAAGAUGAACAAACAGGGCUAUGGACUCGUUGUCGAUGCUGAACAGGGUCUUGUCCUUGUCUCGAGGGCGAUUCUGCCAUAUGACCUUUGCGACAUCUCGCUCAUCAUUGCUGACAGCAUCUUUGUCGAUGCCAAGGUUGUCUUCAUGCACCCAUUGCAGAACUAUGCCAUUGUCAAGUACGAUGCCUCUCUUGUCAACGCUCCUGUAAAGACACCCAAGUUCGCCACCGACUUCAUCAAGAAAGGAGCAGAGACCAUCUUCUUUGGCAUCAACCAAAACUUCCGACCUGUCGUAGCAAAGACUGUCGUCACUGAUAUCACCACAGUCGCGAUUCCAGCUAGCGCAAUCACACCUAGAUACCGUGCGACCAACUUCGACGCCAUCACUGUAGACACGAACCAAGCCUCACAUAGUGGUUCUGGCGUGCUGAUUGCUGAGGAUGGCACCGUUCAGGCUCUCUGGCUCUCGUACCUAGGCGAGCGGACAUCACACAGUGGCAAAGACGUUGAAUACCAUCUUGGUCUUGCAACGCCCAACCUUCUGCCAGUUCUCAACGAGAUCCGAGGCGGAACCACACCCAAGCUACGUAUCUUGAACGUCGAGUUCCAGACCGUCCAGAUGAGUCAAGCCCGCGUCAUGGGUGUCUCAGAGGAAUGGAUCGAGAAGACUGAGACGGCUGAUCCAGAGCGCCACCAGCUCUUCAUGGUCCGCAAGGUCGAUUCAGGUCACGGCGAUGGUCUCAACGAAGGCGAUGUCCUCCUUACGCUCAAUGGCAAGCUGGUCACACGUUCACCUGACCUCGACAUCAUGUACAACAACGAGUUCCUGGACGCUGUUGUUGUGCGCAAGCGUGAGGAGAAGACUAUCAAGGUAUCGACUGUCGCAACAGAGGACCUUGAGACUGAUCGCCUAAUCAGUUUCUGUGGUGCCACUUUCCAUCGCCCUCAUCAGGCUGUGCGCCAGCAGAUCAGCAAAAUUCACUCGGAUGUUUACAUCUCGUCGCGGGCUCGUGGCUCACCGGCAUACAUGUACGGGCUCGCGCCUACAAACUUUGUCACACACGUGAACAACGUCCCUACUCCCAAUUUGUCGGCCUUCCUCACCGAAAUUAAGAAGAUCAAGGACAAUGAAUACUUCCGCAUGAAGGUCAUGACCUUUGACAACGUACCAUGGGUCGCGACCAUGAAGAAGAAUGAGCACUACUUCCCAACCAUCGAGCACAUCAAGGACGCGUCUGCGCCACUGGGUUGGAAGAAGAUCAUACACGAGUGUGAUGCUGGUGGUGCGAGGGAAGAGAUGGGGCCGGACGAGCUGGAGGCGGAUGCUGCAGAUGAGUAG